AUGGAGCAUGAAGAUGAGCGAUCAUCUAACGGGGGUAGUGGAAAGACCCCAGAAGCCAAGCUAUUCCAGCAUUCGUGGCCUGAGAUUUCUAAACAACAUGAUAUUAUGCUGUCGUCGCAUCUAGAGAUGUUGCACCAGUUGAAGAGUCAAGUCCACUCCUACGGAGAGGAAUCCCAACUGGUGUCCAACAUGGUUGAUAAGACUAAGAGACUGAUUGCUCAGUUUGAUAUACUUAAAAAACGUGUGGUGCCAAAGCUCAACACAGCAACACCGGAAUCGGACACUCGUUCGUCAGAAUCCAUGUCGACGUCAAGCAGUCGAAAGGAGCUCAAAAAAGAGCAACUCAAACGUCAUGCCGACCACAUGUAUGACCCGGAAGAAGACGGAGGGGCAGCAGCAGCGGAAAACCAAGACCCCCUGACUGCAAGGUCUCUAGCUGUGCACUCUAGCAAACGAAAACGUAUCGACGAAUUUAUUCCAGGAGCCGAUGAAGACAUAAGGCGUUUCUCACCUGUAUCAGUGGAGACCGAGGAUAUCUCAGAGGAGGUACAGCGAAGACUGAAGAUCAAGGAGGAACAACGCAAAAGGCGGGAGACCUCGAAAGUGGACAAACGUAAGAGGGACAGUUUGACAUCUAACGGAAGCACAUCUUCGGCCAGAACCGGGACGAAACACACUAGAAAGAAGGCGAGGAUUGGGACGAAGUGGAAUCGUUAG
Molecule: messenger RNA, 717 nt
Organism: Aspergillus tubingensis
Lineage: Eukaryota; Fungi; Ascomycota; Eurotiomycetes; Eurotiales; Aspergillaceae
Exons: 4
Coding region: 1-717 (238 amino acids)
Source: RefSeq, a predicted model, not a curated record